Molecule: messenger RNA, 1354 nt
Organism: Struthio camelus australis
Lineage: Eukaryota; Metazoa; Chordata; Aves; Struthioniformes; Struthionidae
Source: RefSeq, a predicted model, not a curated record
CGCCAGGUUCGUAACGCCCCUCUGUUUUCUGUUUGCUUUCCAGGUCACGAAUCAGUUUCUGAAACAGUUAGGUAUACAUCCUGACUGGCAAUUUGUAGAUGUUUAUGGUAUGGAACCAGAACUGCUUAGCAUGGUGCCAAGACCUGUUUGUGCAGUGCUACUUCUCUUUCCAAUAACAGAAAAGUAUGAAACCUUCAGAACAGAAGAAGAAGAGAGAAUAAGAGCCAAGGGGCAAGAUGUCAAAUCAUCAGUGUAUUUCAUGAAGCAGACCAUCAACAAUGCUUGUGGAACAAUUGGACUAAUUCAUGCUAUUGCGAACAACAGAGAUAAAAUGAACUUUGAAACUAAUUCUUCAUUGAAAAAGUUCCUAGAAGAUUCGUUAUCUAUGACUCCUGAAGAGAGGGCCAAAUAUCUAGAAACUUACGAAGCUAUUCGUGUCACUCAUGAAUCCAGUGCCCAUGAAGGUCAGACUGAGGCACCAAGUAUAGAUGAGAAAGUAGAUCUUCACUUUAUUGCAUUAGUUAAUGUAGGUGGUCAUCUCUAUGAAUUGGAUGGACGCAAGCCAUUUCCAGUAAACCAUGGGGAAACUAGUGACGAUUCUUUUUUAGAGGAUGCAAUAGAAGUUUGCAAGAAAUUCAUGGAACGUGACCCAGAAGAAUUAAGAUUUAAUGCAAUCGCACUGUCUGCAGCUUAAGCUUUUUCCAGUUGGGCUAAUCUAUCAUGACAUGCUGUAAUAGUAAAACUCUUGCUAUAUGUUAAUAAUAGAAAUUUUGAUACUUCUCUAACAUGUUGAUUAACUGUAGCACACGUGGAAUAAACUUUGGAUUUGUCCUUGCUAUUUCUUGCUGCUUGUUCCUAAAGCAACUUGGAUAUUUAUAUACACGCAUGCAUUUCAUGUAAGACUUCUGUGAUGGGUUUUUUCCUCCGUUUUUCCCCCAUUCCCAUUAUAAUAUAUGGGAGUUAGUGUCUGUGAUACUCCAUCCUUUAUCAACAUAAUGACCUAAUUCAGAGCAGGAUUAUCCUUCAUAUCUAACAUUUGGAUUGGUGUAUGUGGUAUGUUAAUGGGUAGAAACUUUGAAGUCUGAGGCUAUCUGCAUCUUACUUCUAGUUAAAAUGAUAUGGGAAUAUUAUAAGAACUUUUGCAAGUGACUCAGAAGGCAAAGUCAGUUUUUUCACUGCAUUAUUUGUUAAUAAAUAAAUGGAAGAAGAAAAAGCCUGAACAGAGGACUGACUGUUUCUAAUUACUGUUGGUGAGCACUAACAUUUUAAAACUAUCUUAUCUUUACAUUUUGAAUAAAAAUUAAUUUCGCUUUUCAAGCCUUAUGUAAAUAAAUUGCCAGAAGCUUUAGUUCAA